Messenger RNA from Symphalangus syndactylus (siamang), 2282 nucleotides. It is a transcript of the gene RBM3, whose product is annotated as RNA binding motif protein 3. NCBI's taxonomy places the organism in Eukaryota, Metazoa, Chordata, Mammalia, Primates, Hylobatidae. The record is from RefSeq and is a predicted model, not a curated record. Gene Ontology annotation, molecular function: RNA binding.
CCGCCGCCAUCUUGUUCUGCCGGCGUUGGGGGAACGCGGGGAUGUUCUGGGCUUGCGCAGUGGCACAAAAUGACGGGCGUGGAGGCUGUGAAUGUGUGAGCAUGCGCAAUGUGGCUUCCUAAUGGUGGCUGCGCUGAGCCAGCUCCGCAGAUUACCACCUUAUUGGCCGCCUUUCUCAGCUUGUCUGACUUGAACUGCCAUGUCCUCUGAAGAAGGAAAGCUCUUCGUGGGAGGGCUCAACUUUAACACCGACGAGCAGGCACUGGAAGACCACUUCAGCAGUUUCGGACCUAUCUCUGAGGUGGUCGUUGUCAAGGACCGGGAGACUCAGCGGUCCAGGGGUUUUGGUUUCAUCACCUUCACCAACCCAGAGCAUGCUUCAGUUGCCAUGAGAGCCAUGAACGGAGAGUCUCUGGAUGGUCGUCAGAUCCGUGUGGAUCAUGCAGGCAAGUCUGCUCGGGGAACCAGAGGAGGUGGCUUUGGGGCCCAUGGGCGUGGUCGCAGCUACUCCAGAGGUGGUGGGGACCAGGGCUAUGGGAGUGGCAGGUAUUAUGACAGUCGACCUGGAGGGUAUGGAUAUGGAUAUGGACGUUCCAGAGACUAUAGUGGCAGGUGGGUAGCCAAGAGGCUGGGAUGUUCUGCUAAGAACUCAGCCCCUGGGUGUUCAUGCAUACCACACCUUGCUGUUACUAAUGUGUGCCUAAAACGAGUAGGAAAUUUAGCAUUUUAAGUUAAUUGUGUGGUCAUAUAGUUGCAACAUGGUAAAGUAUACUAUAUAUGUUGUGCUGUGUGGGUUAUAUAACUUUGUUGCUUUAACACGUAAUAUGAUUUAAUAUACUGCAUAUAAAUUGUAUGCCAUAAAACUAUUGACUGUGAUACUCAUAUGCUUAACAUAUCCUGUUUUUGAUAUGUAAGGUUUAUGUUAUGAUCCAUACUAUAAAACGUGACGCAUGUAAUUAAUGACAGUGGUGUAUAAUGCAGUCCCAGAAAACUUGUGUGUGUUUUUUUUCCCCCAGAAACCAGGGUGGUUAUGACCGCUACUCAGGAGGAAAUUACAGAGACAAUUAUGACAACUGAAAUGAGACAUGCACGUAAUAUAGGUGAGACUUGGAUAUCGGCAUUGAGUGAACCUGUUUGUCACACUCUGUCAUGACCCUCUCACCUUUUCUGGCAAGACUGCUCUGCAUUUCUGCUGCCCUCAUACCUCACCCAGCCAACCUACCAAACAUUCCUAGGCCUUCCUUGCUCUGAGGUGCAUGUCAGAGCAAGUUUGCUAGGGGGUGGGAUCUGAAAACCCAUCUCCUAUAAUCUACUCUUGUGUGGGAUGGAGGAAAUGAAGGGGUGUCCCUGUUGUCCAGCCCUCAGCAUCUUCAUCAGCUCUAGGAGGUGAGCAUGUUGUCAGCUGUUCCUUCAUGACAUCACAAUUCUCCCCCUCUUGCUGUUCUCAGAUACACAAGGAAUAAUUUCUGAUCCAGGAUCGUCCUUCCAAAUGGCUGUAUUUAUAAAGGUUUUUGGAGCUGCACUGAAGCAUCUUAUUUUAUAGUAUAUCAACCUUUUGUUUUUAAAUUGACCUUCCAAGGUAGCUGAAGACAUUUUAGACAGUUCCAUCUUUUUUUAAAUUUUUUCUGCCUAUUUAAAGACAAAUUAUGGGGACGUUUGUAGAACCUGAGUAUUUUUCUUCUUACCAGUUUUUUAGUUUGAGCUCUUAGGAUUAUUGGAGCUAGCAAUAAUUGGUUCUGGCAAGUUUGGCCAGACUGACUUAAAAAAAUUAAUGUGUAUCCAGGAACAUUUUAAAAACCUGUACACAGUGUUUAUUGUGGUUAGGAAGCAAUUUUCCAAAUGUACCUAUAAGAAAUGUGCAUCAAGCCAGCCUGACCAACAUGGUGAAACCCCAUCUGUACUAAACAUAAAAAAAUUAGCUGGGCGUGGUGGUGCAUGCCUGUAAUCCCAGCUACUCGGGAGGCUGAGGCAGGAGAAUCGCUUGAACCCGGGAGGUGGAGGUUGCAGUGAGCCAAGAUCACGCCACUGUACUCCAGCCUGGGCAACAGCGAGACUCCAUCUCAAAAAAAAAAAAAAGGAAAUGUGUAUCAAGAACAUGAUUAUCCAGGGGUAUUUUCUAAUUCAGAUUAUCAAACUGAUUAUAUAGAAGAGUUGGCUUUAAAAUGUUUGCAAAUGUCUUUUUUUUUUUUUAAUACUGGAAGAAAAAAUAUUCUGUUGUGUCUCAUACAGUGCUUAGGAUGUCUUUCACAGAGCUUAUUAAAAAGAUGAAACCUGAGAACAAA